AUGAUGCGCCCAGCCGCCCUGCUGGCGCGGCGCCGGGUCCCCCCGUACCUCGCCUGCACCAGGCUCGCUGCCAGCGCGCCCCGCGCCCCCGUCCGAGCAGUGGCCGCCGCCUCGGUCACCGUGCAGCAGCACGCCGUGUCGCGGCCAAUCGAAGUUCCCGCCCAGCUGGACGAGAUCGGCGUGAUCACGGAUGAGUACAACAAGGUCCUCUUGGUCGACAGCAAGGCCACAAACGCGCCGGCGCUGCGCGCCUGGUGGGAGCGCCAGUGCAGCCAGCUCAACAA
Monoraphidium neglectum is the source of this 284-nucleotide messenger RNA. RefSeq lists its product as hypothetical. Lineage: Eukaryota; Viridiplantae; Chlorophyta; Chlorophyceae; Sphaeropleales; Selenastraceae. The record is from RefSeq and is a predicted model, not a curated record. The transcript has a single exon. The annotation marks the transcript as partial.